AACGCUCAGUCUAAGCCGAGCAAAACCAACCGGACAGUUUAUAGCGGCGCACUCGAGCAGCCUCCAUGACAGCUAACAGUCGACUACAACACCAAGUUGAUGUUGACCUCACUGUCCACGAUUAUGUCCCAUGGCUUCAAGAGCAGCAAGCAGGACUUUAACUUCGGACCGUGGAGGGUGACUGCUGCCAGAAACCACAUCAUGAAAUCCAAAGACAUUGAACGGUUAGCAGAGGAGAUUAACAUGCCCUCUCUUCCGGAGAUGCUGUUUGGGGACAACGUGCUGCGCAUCCAGCACACGGACGGCUACGGCAUCGAGUUCAACGCCAUCGAUGCCCUGAGGAGAGUCAACAACAUGGAGGAUGCUGUCAAGGUGGCCUGUGCGCAGGAGUGGCAGGAGAGCAGAGCUGAUUCCGAACACUCCAAAGAGGUGGUGAGACCGUAUGACUGGACAUACACCACCGACUACAGAGGCACCCUCAUAGGAGAAAGCCUGCAGAUGAAGGCGACCAAGACGGAGGAACGGAUCGACAUGGAGAAGCUGAAGGCCCGGGAACAGAUCAUGUUCUUCGACGAGGUGCUGCUGUUCGAGGACGAGCUGCAUGACCACGGCGUCUCGAUGAUCAGCGCCAAAAUUAGGGUGAUGCCCACCAGUUUCUUCUUGUUGCUGCGCUUCUUCCUCCGAGUGGACGGAGUGCUGAUUCGAAUAAACGACACACGACUGUAUCACGAGGCCGGAAAGGACUUCAUGCUGCGAGAGUUCAGCACCAGGGAAAGCAAAGUAGCAGAGCUGAAGAAUGUUCCCGCCGCACUGUACACGGAUCCUAAUGAGAUCGCCCAGCACUUAACCCUGAAACUGACCGAGAGCGAGAGGCUGGAGCUUCCUGCCAUGCAGCCUCAGACGACUGUCAACGACAUCCACCAGUGACCGCCGCGCUCACAUCCACGUGUUUCAUGAUGGGGGGAAAAAAAGGGAACCAUACUAUUAAACCACAUUAAAUCACAACAACAUAACAAACAUUGAUUUGCCCCCUUCAAAAUAUCUGUACAGGAUUAGUUUUUAUAUGUGACCACUAAAAUGAUGUGUUCUUAAAACUUCCUCGACAGUGUCCAUGUGUUCCCGGUGCAGUUCGACGCGGCGUACCAUCAGAGAGACGUAGCCCCAGUUAAAUACUUCGGAAUAGCUUCUGGCUCCGUUCAUAUUUGAACUGAUUUUGUUUUAUGAGGCUUUCUUAUUUUUUUCAACGUGAAAGGCUCCGUAGGGUAGCUCGGUCCAUGCUUGUAAUAUUAGUGUAUCGAUAAUGUGUUUGUAAAAAAAAAAAAAAAAAAAAAAAAAAUUACACUGAACAGCACUGUAUUUUCUGAAGUCAAACGUCAUCAAAACAUGUCUGUAAAUAUGUCUGGUUUAUUUUCUACGGUGACUUAUGGAAGGUAAAAGAACUCCUCCAGAAUCUGUGUGAUUAUGUCUUCAAUAUGGCCAAAUAAAUUCUGUUUGUGCAAAUGUA
Molecule: messenger RNA, 1504 nt
Organism: Pseudoliparis swirei
Lineage: Eukaryota; Metazoa; Chordata; Actinopteri; Perciformes; Liparidae
Gene: tiprl
Product: TIP41, TOR signaling pathway regulator-like (S. cerevisiae)
Exons: 8
Coding region: 100-927 (275 amino acids)
Biological process (GO): TOR signaling
Cellular component (GO): cytosol
Source: RefSeq, a predicted model, not a curated record